UUUACACAUAGACGUGGGGAAAAGUUACAGCGGUCUGAAUGCUUUGGGUGUGAAGACGUGGCAGACCUCUCAAGACUCGACCAGCUUUAAACAGGUGCCAGAAAAGAAGAGCUGUCCUGCUCACGAAGGGAACAGACCUGGAGCCUUCCAAGCUCUGAGGAGAGCAUGGAAUACCAACAGGGUGUCAGCUUUCCCGGGAGGCAGGCAGUCCAAAGAGCUCCCGACAGGGACCAGCUCAGUCCCCAACAGGUCGUUUCUCACACCCAGCGCAGUCCCCUUCCAGCAAGCUCCUGCGCAUCAAGCGACAUUUGCAGAUCCCUGCGAACCACAUGCUCCGCUGCGCGGGACAAACGGCACAGACACCAACAGGUCACACACGCCUCUGCAUAGGACAGACGGUGUUCAGCCCCUAAGGGCGACAGCCCCGCUGUGCAGGGCAAACUGCAGCUCACAGCCUUCACACACACAGACCGACUCCGCUGUGACGACACUCAUCCCUCAGAACAAAGGCAGCUUCUCCUCCAUCACCAUCUCCUCCAGGAGAGUGAGCAGAUCGGCCAGUUUGCCUGGCGACGACGCCUUCAGCCGCUCCGGGGAAUCUCCUUCUUCCACCAUGGAGCCGAACUCCAGGAUGGCCACGGUGCAGAGGAAGGCCACGAUAGUCAAAGUGACAGAGCAAAGGAUGGUGUCCAGUCCUUCCUUGAGCACCAGAAAGGUGGUGCCGCCGCCGGACAGCCGUGCUCUGGACACAGUGGUCCACAGACGAAAGGCUACCAUCAUCAAAGUGACAGAGCACAGGGAGAGCUACAGUCCCAGGCACCCAGUGUACAGACACAGCUACACAGAGGGGGCGGACCAGCACAACAGCACAUGGGGUCAGGGACAACAUUCACGGCUCAGCGCAGCACCUUCACGUCACCACCUGGAUUCCACACAGAGGCCGAACUCUGCCGGAGCAACACACACGUCCACUUUGGAUCCGGUGGGAAAGAAUGACACGUGGCACACAUCCACACUGAGUCUUGUCAUGAGCGGCCAGCCUGCGAUAGCAGACCCCACACCCUCGGAGGUUUCUAGGCAGACAUUGGACCCGCCGCGCAGACCACUGAGCUGCUCUGGCAAUAUGUUUGGACACACCGAUCCGAGCAGGGAGACUGUGACACAACCAGCGGCCAGGAAAUUGAGCUUCGGGCUCCCACAAGGGGCCGAUAUCAACCCCACGAACUCCAACAGGAGUCUCGUCAGCCGUCAAACAGCGGGGAACGAAGCUGGUCAGCCGGUGGGCGGCCCCCUGUGGCCAAACGGAGGCCAGUGGGAAAGGUUGCCACCACAGAAGGCACCGAGGAGAUCGUCCUCCUGUCUAACUCUCAUCAAGACCCCGGAUCCCAACUUAGAUCUGUCUGAAGAGGAAGUGCUUGCCCUCAAUGCAGCCGCCAUCAUAGCAAAUAUCAAACUCCAAAGGCAAGUUAGCAAGAAGAAAACACCAAACAGUCGAUCUGAGAAGGACUCUGCUGCAUCACCUCAUGGAAAUACUGAUGGGGAAAAAAGUGUGAUGCCGGAUGAAAAAAACAUCCAGCGCCAAAACCAACCAAAUGCCGCAUUGGAAACUGAAAGGUUGCCACAAGCUUUUUCUUUACAGGACGCACUGCAGAGGUCCAGGCCAGCCUUCAUCAUCCGUUCCCAGGGCAGACUGCGAGAGCUGGAGCUAAGGGCACAGGAGAGGAAGGAUCUGGCGGAUUUGGUAGAGCCGCGGUCGAAUGCUGCUGUCAGGCGGAGGAGAGCCCCCGGUGGCCGGGGUCCCUCUCUAAACGAUAACCUUUCCAAACCCAGAGAUAGUGUCAUUACUGGGAGAGAGAUGCAGCCGAGAUCUAAGCGACCGCAUGCAGAGGUGAAGAGGAAAAAAGAAGAGGAGAAGAAGAGGGAGGUGUUUUUGAACAACAGGCAGCGAGCGGAACUUUUCAAGACGAGACUGUUGGAUCAGAUUCUUAAAAGGAGCAACAGCUGAGCGACUGACGACAGAUGAAGAUGACGACAUGCCUUCGCAUUGCUCAACAGACUGAUGAAGUGGACCGUGCCCUCGGACAGAGCUGCGUAUGAGCUGAACUAUCGGUGCAGGUCAUGGGCUCAGCGCCAGCAAUCCUUCAGUCUGUUGGUCUCCUGUGUUUACAUUACUUAUUAUUAUUCAAGUUACAGAUCUGUUUUCCUGAAAGAUCAAAUCCGGGGUAAUCUGUCAAAAGCCCAGACGGUCAUUUAACAUCUUUUACUGAACCUUCUUUUUUCAGAACCUUCAAAAACUCUUCUGUCCAUCUGGCAAAAAAAUAACAUAUGCUGAUGCACACAAUUAAUAACAACAACUUGAACCUGUUUAAUUUAAUACAGAGACUCUGCUGUAGCUCCUAUUCGUUAUAAUUACCUAAUGAUCAAACAGUUUAAUUGUGUUAAUGUGUAACUUUGGAUAUAUAUCAUCAGUUCAGGAACAGGUGUAACUGGUGAACUUGGAGGACAGAAUAUAUGUGAUGCACUUGUGCAGAAGGAAAUACCCUCAGAACAGCACGAGGUUUUUUGAUAAAUGACCUGAUGGUUUUUUUUGUUGAAAGAUUGCACACAGAAUUGUCUUUUGAGAAAAACAGAUGCUCGUCUCCGCGGCGCAGCUGUCCCAGCUGCCCUUGUGCGAUGCAAUCACAAAUGCAAGAUGGCCAAAAUGAAUGAACGAAAUCGCGUCUCAACGUCCUGUUUGGGCCACGAAAGCAGAGAGCGCAUGACUGAUACCUUUGUGAUGGAUACGACAUCAACCAUCGAUGUGUGCUGUUUCUUUUGUUAUCAGCUGGCUCUCACUUGAUUGCAAAUGGCCUUUCUUUCCAGUGUACUUCAUGUAAUGGUAUGCAGAGUGAGCUCCACUUUCACAUGAUCUCAUGUGAUGCGGAGCGGUGAUAUAAGACAGAAUCAUUCAUGAUGCUUCACGGUCCCAUGUCGGACAGGCUUCAACCGUCGUCUUCCUCAUUAUAACUGAAGUGGGCUGUGCCAUCGUUCAGUGCCAGCUAUUAGUGAGAUGGAGGAAUGUGACCUCUUCUCACUGGAAAUGCUCCGUUAAUGGACAGUGCCGAUUUGAAUGGAGCUUUUGUCCCCGCCUUUGUCCCAUGAUGGACGGAGGCCCGCCAGGACAGAUUUAUAUGUGUGGGAUCCGGCGGGAGCGUGCUCAGAGUGCCGCUCGACAACAUGAUGGAGCGGGACAUAAAUCCAAAGUGAGACGUGUGAAUAUAUCUUUGUUGAAAGAACAGAAAACAGAGCAUAAGCUCUUCAUUAUUUGUAAUUGUUAUUUUACUCAUUAGCCCUGAAGUUGGAGUUUCUUCAUCGUCCAGCUGUUUCAUCCAUCUGAAUUUGCACUGAUGUCAUGGAGAAGACAGAUCAUUGCUCUCGACUGAUUUUGUAAAACUUAUUUCUCGUCAGUGCACGUGCACAUGCAGGGUUUUUUGGACGACAGGAGAUCCUUAAUAAUGGAUCAUAAUUGUGUCUGUCUUUAUAAAAUGAGAACUGGGAACCAUGACUGCUGCUUGGAGAAGGUUAUUUACUGUGUGUGUGGUUGUCUCAAUUCAACUUUACAUAGAGGGUUUCACUAAAUACAAUUAUUCAACUUACGGUAUUUUGUAUUUGACUUUUAUUAUAUGUAUUUUAUAUUUGAACUUUGUUUACAUGCAAUGUUCAGUUUUCUUCCAAAUGUGACAAUAAAAUGUUUGACAUCAUG
This is a messenger RNA of Pseudoliparis swirei, 3742 nucleotides long. It is a transcript of the gene c13h10orf90, whose product is annotated as chromosome 13 C10orf90 homolog. Gene Ontology annotation, cellular component: centriole; cytosol; centrosome. The coding region runs from base 614 to 2005 and encodes 463 amino acids. The record is from RefSeq and is a predicted model, not a curated record. Lineage: Eukaryota; Metazoa; Chordata; Actinopteri; Perciformes; Liparidae. Gene Ontology annotation, biological process: regulation of centriole replication. The transcript has 8 exons.